Messenger RNA from Suillus subaureus, 294 nucleotides. RefSeq lists its product as uncharacterized. The record is from RefSeq and is a predicted model, not a curated record. Lineage: Eukaryota; Fungi; Basidiomycota; Agaricomycetes; Boletales; Suillaceae. The transcript is spliced from 3 exons. The coding region runs from base 1 to 294 and encodes 97 amino acids.
AUGCAGGCAAUCGAGCGGACGGCAGCCGACUCGAAAGCAAAAUUCCCUCCUGUUUUGGACAUCAUUCUUGCUCUGCAAGAUAUUCUCGCACAUUCACAAGUGCCCAUUCCAGACCUCGAAACCCCAUACUCCCAAGUCACACCCCCCAAUGCGAACUACAUUGCCAUCGAGCUCAAAGAUCGGACCGUCAUCGGCACCAUCAUCAUUGAACGCCACCAACAGCUAGAUGUAUGGAAAGCCAGACGGCCGCGCUCCCAAGCCAGACAGCCGCGCUCUGUCACGGGUCUGCAAUAG